ACCAACCGGGCGGCGCCUGGUGCGCCAGUUGCCCCAGCCCUCUCCUCGCGCUCUGGGGCUCGUAGCCUGAACUUGAACACGGCGCAAGAGCGACCAGGACGGCGGCGUGGACAGCGGGACCCACUCAAGCCCGACCCCCCUCGGACACGUUAAACCUCAUUAAGCGGCCGGAGCUUCAGGCGGGGGACGCGAGGCGAAAGGAGCGCAGCCUUUUGUAGCGAACAGGAUGUCCCGACGCAAGCUGGGCAGCCGACCGCAGCACCUGAGUGCGAUUCAAGAUGCCCCCGAGCCUAAGGUCGUCAGCAGCAAAGUGCUGCUCGAGAGGAUGUCGCAGUCGGAAGUUGGGGGUCGCGACCUCCUUACCUGUGGCCAGUGCGGCCAGGCCUUCCCUCUUGCCCAUAUCCUCACCUUCAUCCAGCACAAGCAGGGGGGCUGUGGACCAGGGAGGGUCUGCCAGAGUCAGACAGGACUCCAGAGCCACACCCCGCCCUCCCCGGCCAGUCGUAUGCUGCGACGCGGCCCCGCGGCGGCCAGAUCGAGAAUUGAGUCGGGUUACGUGGAGUUGAAAAGGGCCACGGACCAAGUCCAGGGGGAGGAAUCCAACGUGAAAGCCGAACCGGGCGUAACAGACGAGGAGCCGUCCAGCUUCACCUGCCAGGUGUGUGAGGGUGUGCUUCCCAGCGCCUGGGCCCUCCUGCAGCAUGUACAGCAUAGCCAUGGUUUCAGCAUCUACCAGGAGGAGGGAGCUGACUGGCAGCCACCUAUACAGCCCGCCACGUUGGAGCCCCGCCACCUGAGCUCCACCCUUACAACUGCAUUCCCUCCCGCUUCCCUGCGCCUGUCCAGAUCGCGCCUCCCCGCCAACUCCGGGGCAACUCAUUCCCCGUCUGCCUCCCAGGAACUGCAGGCUCUCAACUUCUCGGUGCGUCUACGGGAGCUGGCCGAGGUCACUGCUGGCGGCGUGGUUCUUUCUCCUUCCCCUCCGCCCGCUGCCUCGCCCUUUCCGCAUUCUGCUCCUCACCAGACUCUUUUCGCCUGCGAGCUGUGCGGCCAGCGGUUCCAGUCGCUGCGCAGCCUGUCAGCGCAUCGCCGCACCCAUGCAAGCGAGAGGCCCUACUGCUGCGGCCUGUGCGAACAGGCCUUUGCCCAGAGCGGUGAGCUGGCGCGCCACAUGAGGAGUCAUCGUCAGGGAAGUGCCUGGUCAGGGCACGAGGGAGAUGAGGCAGCUGGGGAGGACGGGGAGCUGAGGAUGAAGGGUCAGGAGCCGCCCGCCGACGCCUCUGUCAUCGCGGAAAGGGACGCUCCUGAACUCCGCCAUUCGAAGCACGCGAAGGUUGCGGCAGGUUCGGAGGCCGUCAGAGUCCCACGCCGAAGCGGCCUGCUCAACUUGUUCCAGCCGCAGGGCGAGGCCGCGGACGGCGAGAGCGAGGGUCCCGGGGAGCCCCUGCAGGCCUCCCCGUGCGGCAGCAGUCCGUCCGAGGGCUCUCUGGAGAGCGGCGAGACGGGAGGAAGCGGGGAGAGCGGCAUCGCCAGCGGCGACUGCACUCCCAAACGCCAGGAGCGGGACGAGAGGCCCAGAGAGUGGGAAAGUGAGUGGCGGGCCACCCCAGCCACCAUGGUGCAGGAGUGGCAGCAGGAGAGCGAGCAAACGCGAGGCACCGGAGGAGUAGGUGGACGCAAGAAACGGGAGGAGGCCUGCGAGUACUGCGGUAAGCGUUUCCGUAACAGCAGCAACCUGACGGUGCAUCGGCGCAGCCACACGGGUGAGCGGCCCUACCACUGCGGCCUCUGCAGCUACGCCUGCGCUCAGAGUAGCAAGCUAACGCGCCACAUGAAGACGCACGGGGCCCGGGGCACGCGGGCCCCAUUCUUCUGCCAGCUCUGCAGCGUGCCUUUCACGGUGUACGCUACGCUGGAGAAACACCUCAAGAAGGUGCACGGCCUCAGCCACGCUGAUGUCGGCACCCACGGGCCUGCCGUCAAGCCUGAUGGCGAUGCCGCCUUGGAGGCCAGCAUCGCCGCCUGCUCCGAAAUGAGCCUGAUCUCCGAUGACUACACCGAGGCCGGCAGCGACCUUGAUCUCCGCAGCGAACCGAACGCUACCUCAGCCGCCACCGAUGUCGCCGUGGAGCACAGCACGGCGUCUGCCUAAAUUGCACUGUCGCAUCCCGCAAACGAUGAAAACAAAGCGCGCCGUUUUCAUAUUCUCCUGUGGCAAUGAUGUUCUUAUCGGUCACGGCAGAAAUAAAGAAAAGGCCACCAGUGGACAAAUAACCAUCAAGCACUCAGCUAAAAUGCAAAGCACUCUAGUUGCGGGCAGCUGACUGUACUGCGGUACCAGGGUGUACAGAUGCCAUUGUACUGCUGAUACUACUGCCCUUUUCUUGAUGACAAUCUCAACACCGGUACCCAGUUGGCCCACAGCGUUGCCCAGAAGAUGGUGAGAUCAGCGAGAUGCUACCCCAUGUACAAAGCACCACACGAAGGUGACCGCAGACGGUGCCCAAACCUCUGCUGAUGCCCACCCGAGUUUGGUGGACGGUUCUUCCUCCGGCAAUCGAGUUUGGGAGCAAGCGGAGCUGCUCGAUUUGGAGCGCGGGUGGAAAAGGGGCCCAAACUGGACUCGCAAGCAUUCGUUUCCACUGGAAAAAGGUGGGAAGUGAGAAGCCCUUUACGAAGACGAGCCGAGAUGAGAUUACUGAAGUGUGCGCGUGUGUAUAUACGUUUUGGUUUGUUUUGUUUUUUUUUUUUUUUUCCUUUUUUUCUCCUUCUUUUCCUAUCAGUCCCCCUCUCAGAGGAAACGGGGGCAUUCGGCAUCUCUGGAACAUGGUUGUGGAACUUGGGCUCUUCUACCCUCAGCGAGCGAAACUGUGCUUCUGGGACAGAAAUGAAGAGAACUUCCGAACGUCUGUGUGUAGCAUUUCACAACCGGGUGGCUGUGGGUUUACAAACACAGUGGACUUUGAAAGUUUUUUUGGGACAUGCUCUUAUAUUGGUGUUUUACGCCGUUUCCUUUCGUGUUCUUCUGCUUGUCUCCUGUUGACUUUCUAUGCAUCGAAAAAUUGCUGUGUUUUGUACUGUCCUCAAACAAAAAAAACGGGUGUAUUUUGUACUUCAUAAGGCUUUUAGGUGUAUGUAUGUACUGAACUGCUUUGAGCCCUUAUGCAUGUUUUGCUGCCAGAAGUCUAUUAAUAAUAUAUAUAUUUUUUUUCUUAAAAUAUGAAUUUGUACUCAAAUGGGCACAUGGGGCGGACGGUAGGAAACUGAUCAAAGUGCUGAACUGCUGUGAAAAUAGGGGCUUGUCAUAUUUACUCGUUGUUAGGAAGCGAUGGAAGCUUGCUGGAUGCAUUGGGUAAGUGCUUCUCUGUGUCUGUCCAGUACGGCGUGUAUGUAGGGACUUUUGUACAUUUCGUUUUCACUCCUAGCAAAUGAAAAUAAUUAAUGUUUGUACUCUAAUGGCAGGGAAACAUUUUUCUGAUCCCACAUUUGGGGUGGAAUUUUGCAAGUGUGUGCAUGUGAAAGGCUAUGUGAUUACUGAACUGAAAAAUGUUUUUAUUCAGGGACCAGUGCACUGCAGAUUGCCAACACAUGGAAAGUCGUCCUAGUCGUUGUGCUCGUCGUCGUUGUUGUUCCUCUCCUGGGUCUGUCUGCUGCGCUCUCCUGUCCAUCUCUCAGCAUCUGCUUCGCUCCCUUUUUUCACCUCUCCGUGCAGGGCAGGGCUUCGGGCCAUUUUCCAUUGUAAACUGCCUCUAUAUUGUUAGUGUUCUAAACAUGACCAGGAUUAUUAAAAAAAGAAAACUGAACAAAGGGAAAUGUGCUGUCUUUUUGUUGUGUGGCGCAGGACGGUGAGUCGAGGCGAGCCGCAACUUGUUUGGACACUCGUUCGGAUAACAGGGGCCGUUGACGACUUAUGUUUACUCGCAGGCUGUAAUUGUCUUUCAGAUGAUAAAUAUUUAAUGUCACUUCCACUGUCAAAGGGAUUCUGCCCGUACGCAGAGGUCUUUCUGAUCAUUUCCAGUCCCAAGAAAAGUGUGAACUGUGACACCCACCCAUUCCUUUAC
Molecule: messenger RNA, 4061 nt
Organism: Scleropages formosus (Asian bonytongue)
Lineage: Eukaryota; Metazoa; Chordata; Actinopteri; Osteoglossiformes; Osteoglossidae
Gene: znf296
Product: zinc finger protein 296
Exons: 3
Coding region: 227-2152 (641 amino acids)
Biological process (GO): positive regulation of transcription by RNA polymerase II
Cellular component (GO): nucleus
Molecular function (GO): DNA-binding transcription factor activity; RNA polymerase II cis-regulatory region sequence-specific DNA binding
Source: RefSeq, a predicted model, not a curated record